This is a messenger RNA of Rhipicephalus sanguineus (brown dog tick), 629 nucleotides long. RefSeq names its product 40S ribosomal protein S26 (gene RpS26). Gene Ontology annotation, biological process: translation. The transcript is spliced from 3 exons. Lineage: Eukaryota; Metazoa; Arthropoda; Arachnida; Ixodida; Ixodidae. Gene Ontology annotation, cellular component: ribosome; cytosolic small ribosomal subunit. Bases 229 to 591 code for a protein of 120 amino acids. The record is from RefSeq and is a predicted model, not a curated record. Gene Ontology annotation, molecular function: structural constituent of ribosome; mRNA binding.
UUCUUGAUGUAUUCAUCCGCGCUUAGAUUCCGAUAAAUUUUAUGAAUUUCCUUCGCGAAAUUAUGUGUAUCUGCCUUAGUAGCUUAGCAGCACAUCGGAUGUUUUUACGUUAAUUAAAACCAAACUCAUUAUUCUUCGUUAAUAUUUUCACAGCGGAGAAACGUCGACUGCACUACUUUUCGGAGGAGCACUGCGUCACUCUCUUUUCGGCUUCACUGCUCGUCGAACAUGACGUCCAAGAGGCGCAACAACGGUCGCUCCAAGCACGGUCGCGGGCACGUGAAGCCCGUGAGGUGCACCAACUGCGCGCGCUGCGUGCCGAAGGACAAGGCGAUCAAGAAGUUCGUGAUCCGCAACAUCGUGGAGGCGGCCGCCGUGCGGGACAUAACGGUGGCCAGCGUGUACGAGUCGUACCCGCUGCCCAAGCUGUACGCCAAGCUGCACUACUGCGUCUCCUGCGCCAUCCACUCCAAGAUCGUGCGCAACAGGUCCAAGGAGGCACGCAAGGACCGCGCACCGCCCCCGAGGUUCCCCAGGGCCACGGCGGACCUGGCACGCGGACCCAACGCACCACGUGUGGCUGUCAAAUAGAAUGUGAAUAAAAAAAAGUCGUGUUCACUUGCAAACUA